This is a messenger RNA of Aureobasidium subglaciale EXF-2481, 672 nucleotides long. RefSeq lists its product as uncharacterized. The transcript has 3 exons. Lineage: Eukaryota; Fungi; Ascomycota; Dothideomycetes; Dothideales; Saccotheciaceae. The coding region runs from base 1 to 672 and encodes 223 amino acids. Gene Ontology annotation, biological process: very long-chain fatty acid biosynthetic process; sphingolipid biosynthetic process; fatty acid elongation. Gene Ontology annotation, cellular component: endoplasmic reticulum membrane. The record is from RefSeq and is a predicted model, not a curated record. Gene Ontology annotation, molecular function: 3-hydroxyacyl-CoA dehydratase activity.
AUGGCUGACCGACCUCAACAACCCGUUCGACCUGCUCGCGCACGCAAGGGCUCGCCCAUCAAGACCGGAUACCUGGUUCUCUACAAUGCUGUGUCGACUAUUCUUUGGGGCACCAUUUUGGGCCGCGUCCUGUUGAUUGCUUCCGUGCAUGGCACGAAGUAUGUUUACCCGGGUGUUGGAGAGUUUGCAAAGUGGACGCAGACAUUGGCGUUGUUGGAAGUUGUGCAUGCCGCUGUUGGCAUCGUACGCGCCCCUCUCCUCACAACCCUUAUGCAAGUCGCCAGCCGUAUCCUCUUAAUCUGGGGCAUUGUCCACCCCUUCCCCAACACCGUCGCCUACUCUCCCAUCUACAGCUCUAUGCUGGUCGCCUGGUCUGUCACUGAAGUCAUUCGCUACUCCUACUUCGCCAUCAACCUCUCUACCGGAAGCGUCCCUGGUAUCUGGCUCUGGCUCAGAUACAACACUUUCUUUGUGCUUUAUCCUCUGGGUAUCAGCAGUGAGUGUGCACUGGUUUGGAAGGCUGCCACUGGCCCUGCUGGACAGUAUACUGGUGUCAAGGAGGCUUUGUUUGCGAUUUUGUUGAUCUAUGUGCCUGGCUCGUAUAUUCUCUUUACGCAUAUGAUGGCUCAACGUCGCAAGGUCAUGCGUGGAAACCACGCAAAGACCAUUUGA